UGAAUGGGAGCUUGUUGCUGCCGUGUCGAGCUUGUUUGGUUUUUAAUAUCAUUUCUCUUGUGUCGCUGUUGAUUACAGGACGGAAACCCAGGGGGGUUCGAGCUAUCUUCCGGUAUCUUAUGGCAGCAUUGUCUUAAGAAGUUCUUUGCCCGAUCGAUCUGCAGUAGUACUGCUAUCAACACCCUUGACGGUCUCCACCAUCAACACUUGACCAUGGCCCAGGUUCUCGAGUUGCCUGGGGAAGCUAAUCCUCUAAGCCAUGAGAAUGUGCUCAAUGCAAUGAUUCUAGCUGCCAGCUCUACGCAGCAGCAGGUGCAGACGGGUACUCAGCAACUCCAGAAUUGGGAGAAGCAGGAGAAGUACCAUUCCUUUCUGCAGGAUAUAUUCCUAGAUUACUCCGUACCGAUCGAGGUCCGAUAUCUUUCCAUUAUACAGUUGAAAAAUGGCAUCGACAAAUUCUGGCGAAAGACUGCGACAAAUGCAAUCAAGAAAGAAGAGAAAGAUCAUAUCAAGACUAGGGCCCUCCAAGCUGGUGUGGUUGAGCCCGCUCCUCUUUUGGCCCUUCACAACUCGUUGAUGAUUGCGAAAAUCAUGCGUUACGAAUUUCCCGCAGAAUGGCCCGAUGGAAUCACCUCGGCCAUUGCCUUCCUUCGAUCGUCGACUCAGCCUGGCGCGAACCCAUUACAGCUACCUCGGACCCUUACAAUCAUCCUACAAAUUAUCAAAGAGUUGUCCACCGCCAGAUUGCAAAGGACGCGUGCGCAUCUUCAAAGCGUUUCUCCGGAGAUAUUCAAUCUGCUGGGCAGCAUAUAUGUGGACAAAGUGAACAAAUGGGGCGCCUUCUUGGAGCAGGGCGGGGCCGAUGAGGCAGCUUUGAUAGAUGCACUCGAACAGAGCUUGAUAUGCUUGAAGGUCGUUCGACGACUGGUCAUCGCGGGAUUCGAGCACCCCAGCCGUGCUAAUGAAGUCCGAGACUUCUGGGUUCUCACUCACUCUCAUUUCAGCAGAUUCCUUUCGUUCGUGCAUGGCUCGGUCACACUACCAGAGCCAGUCCACAGAGCGAUUGAGAAACACCUCUUGCAGUUGUCUAAACUCCAUGUGGAAAUGGCAAAAACACAUCCUGCCUCUUUCGCCUUGCUCCCGGAUAGUAUUCCUCUGGUGCAAUCAUACUGGAGUUUGGUCGUCAAACUUAGUGAGGAUUACGGCAAAUUAGGAGCUGACGGGGAGUCGGAAGGAAAGUCCUUGAUGGAGAAAACUGGACUUAGGGCACUACUUCUGAUUAGAGCUUGCGCGAGGAUGGCAUUCAAUCCAGUCCAGACAUUCAAAUAUCAGACACCUCAAGAUAAGGAAGAGAAGAAACAAUCGGUCGAGCUGAUCAAGUCGCAACUAUUCACACAAGAAUUUGUGGUCUCUGUCAUGGAACUUCUUGUUACCCAGUUCUUUAAGUUUAGAAAAAGUGACUUCCAGGAAUGGGAGGAAGACCCUGAGGAGUGGGAGAGAAAGGAGGAAGAUGUCGCUGAAGCAUGGGAGUUUUCCAUUCGCUCUUGUUCCGAAAAGCUUUUCCUUGACCUCGUCAUUCAUUUUAAGGAGCUGCUCAUCCCACGUCUGUUGAGUGUGUUCUAUUCCUUUGCAAGCCCUGAAGGACGCGACGUGCUAUUGAAGGAUUCGUUGUAUUCAGCUAUUGGACUGGCCUCUGCAAGUUUAGAGCAGCACCUGGAUUUCAACACGUUCCUGCAAUCAACCCUGGUACCAGAGGUUCAGAUCCAAGAGCAAGGAUAUAACCUUCUUAGAAGGAGGAUUGCAAUUGUGCUUGGUCAAUGGGUCCCAGUGAAACCCGGCGAGUUGAACAGAGAUGCUAUCUACCAGAUCUUCCAGCACUUGCUUAACAAGCAGGAUCCGUUGAACGAUCUUGUCGUCCGGAUUACUGCAGGCAGACAGCUCCGUAACGUGCUUGACCCUUACGAAUUUUCCCCUACUGGAUUUAUGCCAUACGCGCCAGCCAUACUCCAGGGUCUCAUGUCCCUUAUUGAAGAGGUUGAACUCUCUGAAAUUAAAAUGGGCCUCUUGGAGACAGUUCGUGUGGCGGUGGUCAAGAUGGAAGAUCACAUUACCCCCUUCUCGGAUCAGAUCUUGUCCUUAUUGCCUCCGCUUUGGGAACAUUCGGGCGAGGAACAUUUAAUGAAGCAGGCGAUUCUCACUCUCCUUUCUUCUUUGAUACACUCUCUCAAACAAGAUUCGGCGCGGUACCACUCUUUGAUUCUGCCUCUCAUUCAAAGCUCGGUGGAGCCGGGCUCUGAUACCCUGAUAUACCUCCUGGAUGAGGCGCUAGAGCUCUGGUCCGCGAUUAUUAUGCAAACUCCAUCGCCAGCUUCUCCUGAGAUUCUCUCCCUUCUUCCCGCCCUCUUCCCGAUCUUCGAAGCCGCCACAGACAGUGUUCCCCAAGCUCUUCAAAUCGCAGAAUCCUACAUCAUCCUUGCUCCUCAGGAGGUGCUCAGCGACCGUAUCAGAUUCCACCUCCUCACCUCCUUCGAGAGCCUUCUACAAAUAACUACCCGCCAGCGUUUGGGCAUUGUCCCCCGCCUCGUGGAGCUCAUAAUCCGCGGUGCCGAAACGGUGGAUGGCGGCAGCGAACAAAGCUACCAAGUCCUCGCCCAAUCGCUUCUCGACAGUUCAUUCUUAGCAUCUCUCCUCGAAGGCCUUCACUCCGCCCACGAAGCCAGCCAAACCACCGGACCCAACAGAAAAACCACCUCUGUCUAUGGCGUAGUCGAGACAGACUACUUCUCCGUCCUCGCCCGCCUGGCUCUCGCCAACCCCAAGAUCUUCGUCUCCGCCGUUUCCGCCGCAACAGCAACAUCAGACGAACAGGUCAUGACCUGGAUCCUGACCGAGUGGUUCCUCCAUUACGAUAACAUCGGCAGCGUUAACCAAAAGAAACUACACGCCCUCGCCCUCACCCAGAUCCUGACUCUCAAUGGCCCAGACUCCCAGCCCCCGCAUUACAUUCUCAACCACCUUCAGUCCUACCUGAACAUCUGGACUGAUAUCGUCACCGAACUUUCCGAAGGCGCCGGUGAGGACCCCAAUGACCCGCGAGGCGGAGAUUACCUGGUCGUCUGGAACAAUGCCCAGACAGGCAAGUACGACGAAAACGAGCCACCGGAGAACGAACGUCGACGCGACUGGGAGGGAUCGGACGUGAUCCACAAGAUCAACAUUCGAGACUUUAUCCGACAGCGUCUCCACUCGUUGAUUGUGGGUUGUGGGGGUGAGCAGCGGUUCCAGGAGGAGUGGCUUCUCAAUGUCGAUCGUGACGUUGUUGCUGCAUUUGGGGCUUUGGGCCUUAUUUGAUUGUGAUCCUCAAUUUUAGCCGCCUUGGGAUAGGUAGUUGAAUUGCUACCUAGGAGAUUUUGCAUGCUGUUCCGGCCGUUGCAGAUCUGCUUAUUUGGG
Molecule: messenger RNA, 3450 nt
Organism: Aspergillus wentii DTO 134E9
Lineage: Eukaryota; Fungi; Ascomycota; Eurotiomycetes; Eurotiales; Aspergillaceae
Product: putative importin 11
Exons: 7
Coding region: 214-3351 (1045 amino acids)
Biological process (GO): protein import into nucleus
Cellular component (GO): nuclear envelope; cytosol
Molecular function (GO): small GTPase binding
Source: RefSeq, a predicted model, not a curated record